GCUAAAUUUAACACAAGAUGGAGAUAGAAGAUAGAGAGAAGAUGACUAUAGACAGCCUUUUUGGAAAAGUUUCAGGAAGAUUUCAAAUUUACACAACUCUAGUAUAUGCUAUUGGAUUCUGAAUGGGCGGUUUCCUCUCGUUUGCUCUUCCUCUUGUCGAACUUUUCCCUCAAUUCCAAUGAUAUGAUUCUUCAUCAAAAGAAUAUACAAAUUGUGACAGGCUGCAAGCAUGAGAGAGCCAUAAUUGGACUAUCAAUUGGAAUGAAGAAAGAAGUAUUCACAACUGGAUCACAGAAAUGAACCUUUACUGUGCUGAAAAAUGGAAGAUAGGCCUCUUUGGAAGCAUGUACUAUCUAGGAUCCCUCCUUGGGACUAUUGUUUUCAUAAAUCUUUCUGAUAUCUAUGGGAGAAAAAUCUGAACAAGAGUUAGUUACAUCUUAUGAACAAUUUCGUUCUCUGUAAUUAUCUUUUCAUCGAAUCUCUAUGCCAGAUACUGGUGAAUUUUCCUUUAUGGAUUUAUAGGAGCAGUCCGGUGUAGUGUCAGUUUUACAACAGGAUGAGAGUUUCUACAAAAGAAAUAUCAAAUAUGGUCAAGCUCUAUUUGACAGAUAAUUAAUGCAUGAGUCCCGAUGCUCUUGUCUCUCUAUUUUUGGAAGAUAACUGAUUAUUGGGCAUACUUCUUUUACUCAACUUUAACAAUCUGAAUUCUAAACUGUUUAAAUUCUUUCUUCAUUCCUGAAAGCCCAAGAUGGUUAUUUAGUCAGCAACGAGAUCAAGAAGCAGUUGAUAUCUUAAAUGAGAUAGCAAGGAUGAAUAAUAAAGAUCCAAUAUUUUUGAAUGAUGUUGAAAUUAUUGAAGGCAAUUCUCAUCAUUCUAAGCUCUUACCUGAUGACCAGAAUCAGGUCAAAGGAUCCCCUCUGACACAGAUAUGGACUAGCAGGAAGGAUCGUUACAAUCUUAUUGUUACAGCAAUGUUCUGGCUUGCCUCAUGAAUAAUGAACUAUAUAAUGAACUUCUAUAUAAAAUAUGUACCUAUUGAACAUAUUUUUCUGAUGAUUUUUGUUGCUGCAAUAGCUGAGUUUUCUUCUAAGACAAUCAACGGUAUUUUGAUCAACAAGAUAGGCUUCACUGAGGCAACUCAGUUAUUCCAAUUAGUAUGUGUUAUUAGUGCUAUUCUAUACCUGAUCUUCUCCCAACAUCCUAAGUUUGUCAUUAUAGUAAUAUUUGUGCUGAAAUUAGCUGCUAGUGCCAAUUUCGCGUCAAUGCAUUUCUCCUGUCCCAAGCUGUUCGACAGUAAGAUAGCAGUUACUGCAUACAAUAUUUGAAAUAGUUGAGGAAGAAUUGGAGCAGUAAUUGCUCCUUUAUUAGCAGAAAUACCUGGAAGAUGGCCUAUGGUGAUAUUCUUAGGAUGAUCAAUUGUUUCGUUAAUUCUAGUAUGAGGUCUGAGAUAG
Moneuplotes crassus is the source of this 1451-nucleotide messenger RNA. Lineage: Eukaryota; Ciliophora; Spirotrichea; Euplotida; Euplotidae. The record is from the annotation of a GenBank genome assembly.